CCCCUGGCUAGCUUUAGAGAGACACAUGCACAGGACAAGAGCACGGACUUGCUGGCCAGUCCCACUUCCUUGAAUUGUGGGAGGGGCUCGCUGGCUCUCUCUCUGUUUUAGGUCUGAUUUCAGGUCCCAGAGGUACUAGGUGUCACUCUGAUUACAAAGCUCUCUCUGAAAACAAAACCUAAGAAUGCUUCGAGUGUCCUUGUUAGUGGUGGUGGUGUUGGGUUGUCUCCUGGCCUCCUCAGUAUGCAGGGCUCAGGUGUACUAUGUCAAACCUUCACAGCCUCCAAACACCAACUGUCCUAGUAAGCCGUGUCACACUCUCAAUUACUAUGCUCAGAACGCUACAUUGCUUAGUGGAAAAAGCAAUGUCACAUUACUGUUUGUUGAGGGUGUCCAUCUUUUAACCGAGCCAAAGUUUGAAAUUGCUAAUACAACGAAUGUAGCGCUGGUUGGCAUAUCCAUUCAAGCUCCUAAUGUUAGUUUUUCAGUUGGUGGACAAUUUAAUUUUACGAUGAUUGAUGAGCUAGUAAUAAGCAACUUGUUCUUUCAAUAUGACUCCGUAAACCUUUCGGAGUCAGCGUGUGAAACAAAAGUAAGUGUGUCUCACAUUAGGAGAUUCUCGCAAAAUCACAUUAAAUCUACCCGCGUUUGUUUAACCCUUGAAAUGACGAGGGAAUUUCAGCUAUACAAUUCAUUCUAUAAUAAUGGAAAAAUUGUUUAUACCAAUCGAACGAUCAUUAAUACUCAUAGAUUGGAUUUGAUUUCAAUGUCUAUUCACCAUUGUUCAUUUGUGUCGUCUGAACUUUCCAUAAAUCUGAACAGUGCAAUUAACACAACUUUUAAUGGAACCAUUAGCAGUUCGCAUGGUGUUUCUAUUGAGUCAGUAAUUGCUAGUCCAGGUUUCACGGUGUACCUAACAGUAAAUGGCUGUCACAAAAUAGGAAUUAACAUUCAGUUAAAUUCGAUGAUUAGCAGGUUUAAGCUAAGAGUUGAAGGUAGUAAGGUUGAAUCAAUAAUUCUGUGGAGCUCACAACUUCAAAAAAAUGCAGUAAUCAGGGUUUCGAAUAGCUCUAUCUUUGAUGGAGUACUUGAUUGUGAAAAUGUUACAAAUGUCACUCUCAGCCAGCUUUCACUAAAUCUUUCUGAAAUAUUUCUGUUGACGAAGUACUGUAGACUUGAAAAUAUUAAUGUUUCAAGCAGUCCUGGCAUGUAUAUUGGCGGCCGUUCAACAGUAGUUAUCGAUGGAUGUAUAUUUGAAAAUGCAACAGAUAUAAGAAGUUCUUAUUCACCAUUAAUCCUGUCUUUUGUGGACUUGCACUUUAACGGGAUUACAAUAUUCAGGAACAAUAUUGGCUAUCGUGGUGGAGCAAUGUAUUUCUUCAAUACUAAAAUGUAUCUUACAAACCAGUCUAAAGUAAUAUUUCAAAACAAUACUGCACAAGACAAGGGUGGUGCUGUAUAUGUACAAAAUCCAAUUGACAAUGAACUUGGAACAGAAAUCAAUUUUCCAUCAGUGGACAUGAAGAGGAGGCAUCAGUGUGUGUUCAGUUUAUCGUACAAUCUUACUGAUGGAGAAAGACCCAAUAGUUCAGUUAUCUUUAAAGGAAACAGUGCAAAGAACGGUGGUAGUGAUGUAUAUGGUACUUCACUGAAGUCAGAUUGUUUUGUUACUCCUAGCGCAUGGCAAAACUUUAGCUAUGAGGUUCAGAGUGAUAUAUUUAAAUUUGAUUCAAACACACACUCAAAACUUUCAUCAGUUUCUUCCGACCCAACCCGAGUUUGCUUCUGUGAUGAAAAUGGGAGACCAAAGUGUGCUUCCUAUUCUUACAUUGUUCAGCAUCGAACACUUUCCCCAGGUGAGAAGUUCAAUGUCAGUUUGGCACUGGUCGGUGGCGAUUUUGGUGUUACUGGUGGACCAGUCCAUGCUCUUUUGUUUUCUGAGCAAGGAAAAAUACUUUCUUUCAAUCAAUCUGUCAAAUUUUUUUCUGGUACAGUUUGCUCCCUACUUGAGUAUGAGGUGUACUCGAAUAAUGAAAAUAGUACAGUUCUGCUAUAUUUUGGUUCCGACGUAAUCUCUAUUAAGAAAAAUAAAUAUAAUUUUUCCCCCAACAAUGUGUCCAUCUUCAAAUACCAUAACCAUACUGAAAUUGACAAUAUUUUGGCCACAACUCCAGUUCUUCUGAACAUCACUCUACAGAAAUGCCCACUGGGUUUGACACUCAAAAGAGACACAUUUUCUUGUCAUUGUGUCCAAAGGCUAACAGACUAUGGAAUUACAACAUGUGCUACUGUAAAUGGAGAGGGGCUGAUAACCCGCAAUGGUACGAUCUGGGUGAGUAACUCAGAAGCUGUAGACAAUGAGACAGGUGUUGUUGCAUACAAAUAUUGCCCAUUUGAUUACUGUACAGCAGAAGAGGUUGCUGUUAACCUGAACAAGCCGAACACUCAGUGUGCUUUCAAUCACAGUGGUAUUCUGUGUGGAGGUUGUUCCCCAAACCUCAGCCUAGCGUUGGGUAGCCCUCAGUGUCUGCCUUGCUCCGAUAAUGGACACGUGGCAUUCUUUGUUCCAUUUGCAAUUGCUGGUUUGGUGUUAGUGCUUUUCAUUAAGUUGUUUGAUCUCACGAUAACCAAAGGAGCUGUCAAUGGACUGCUUUUGUAUGCUAACAUUCUGUGGACUAAUCAAAGCAUUUUCUUUCCUCAUGCAGUUCGCCAGUCAUCUUCUUUUUUUGUCACAUUUGUGGCGUGGCUCAAUUUGGAUCUUGGAAUUAAAACCUGUUUUAUUCAGGGCCUAGAUAUGUAUUGGAAAACUUGGUUGCAAUUUUUGUUCCCUCUUUACGUUUGGAGUCUAGCCGGGCUCAUCAUCUUAGCCUGCCGCUACUCUGACAAAGCUACUAAACUGUUUGGUAACAAUUCAGUUCAUGUUUUAGCUACACUAUUUCUACUCUCGUAUUCCAAGCUUCUCCGUACAAUUAUUACAUCAUUGGGGUUUGCUACUCUUAACUAUCCUGGUGGGACGAGAGUUGUGUGGCUAGCAGAUGGUAAUCUUCCAUAUUUUGGUGUAUGCCACUCAUUCCUUUUCAUAGCGGCAAUAUUUGCUUUGAUAAUAUUCUUGCUGCCUUAUACAGUAACAAUACUGCUAGUUCCAUGGCUGAGGAAAUGUGGUAAUAUCUCAUGGAUCAACAAGCUAAAGCCAUUCUUUGAUGCUCAUUAUGGCCCCCUCAAAGACAAGCACCAGUACUGGAUUGGAUUGACACUGCUUGUACGUGUGAUACUGGCCGUUACCAAUGUUGCAAUUCAAGCUAUUGAUCCCACUAUCAAUCUUCUUGUAACUAUAGCUUUGUCUUCACUAUUACUGUCUGUGGUUGGUUUUUCGUAUAGAAAAUGGUGUAUCUCGAUUCUUGAAAGCUCCUUUGUUGUUAAUGUGAUCGUUCUUGCAGGAGGAUUUUUGUACUCAAGUACAAUAUCUAACGAACAUUUUCAGAAUGCUUUUGCUAGUGUUUCUGUUGGUAUUGCAUUCCUCACAUUCCUACUAAUAAUCUGUGUACAAGGGUACACUCAAGUGAAGACACUUUAUCGUUGCAAAACUGGUGUGCGUAGAGAGUAUGAAAACAUUAACGGUGUGAAUGACUCUAAAACAGAGAGUAUCCCCCUCACCUAUUCCGUGGUGUCAUUGCACGAUGACACGACCCAAGACUACUUCCCACUGAGAGAAGAAUUGCUGGAAAGUGACCGUCACUGAAGACAGUGCAUAUGCAGCCCUUAAUAGAUAAUACUGUUUCUUAAUAGAUAUCUAAAUAAAUCUUGUUUUUGAAAGUUGCCAGAUUAUUAUUAGCUUUUAUGGUUUUUAUUAUAUGAAUAUACCUUUUAUUAUAGGAUUGCAAUGGCAUUUAGUAUACAGUGUCCCUCAGCACUGCUCGGUUUUCCACACAAUGUGUGUAUAUAUGUUUGAAUUUGUA
Molecule: messenger RNA, 3956 nt
Organism: Halichondria panicea
Lineage: Eukaryota; Metazoa; Porifera; Demospongiae; Suberitida; Halichondriidae
Exons: 2
Coding region: 185-3739 (1184 amino acids)
Source: RefSeq, a predicted model, not a curated record